AUGAAGCUCCACGGUGAUGAAGUAGCUCUAUUGAAAGAGAUAGGAAAGAAGAUGAAGAAAAGAGAUUGGGACUUUACCAACGAUCCAUGCAGUGGGAAAGGAAACUGGAUUGUAAACUCUAAUCUACUUCAAAAGAGCACUCUCACUUGUGAUUGUUUCAUUGAUCCCCACAACUCAUCGACGUGUCAUGUCAUUUCAAUAGUUUUGACGUCGCAGAAUUUGACAGGCAUUAUCCCCCCAGAGUUCUCUCAGCUCCGUUAUCUCAAAACUCUGAUCCUUCGUCGUAACUGUCUUGUUGGAUCAAUACCAAAGGAAUGGGGAUCAAUGCAUUUGGAAAAGUUAUCUUUUUUGGGGAACCGACUAACGGGUCCAUUUCCGAAAGUGUUAACCAGCAUUACAUCACUCCGAAUUCUGGAACUCGAAGGAAACCAAUUUUCAGGACCAAUCCCUCCUGAGAUUGGAAAUUUGGUUAAUCUGGAAGAAUUAUCGCUGUCUUCAAAUUCUUUCAGUGGUCCUUUACCUGAACAGCUUGGACUCCUUAAAAACCUGCACUUCAUGAGGAUAAGUGAUAAUGACUUUACUGGGCGAAUACCAGAAUUCAUUGGAAACUGGACAAUGUUAUAUCAUCUGGAGAUGUUUGGUAGCGGUUUGGAUGGUCCAUUACCUUCCAGUACUUCAGCCCUGACUAGCUUGUUCAAACUCCAGAUUAGCGAUCUAGGUGGAAAAUCGUCGCCCUUCCCUCCGUUGCAGAAUUUGAAGUCUCUCACUGUAUUGGAGUUGAGGAGAUGCAACAUAAACGGACGAAUUCCAAAAUAUAUUGGAGAUAUGACGAGACUCAAAACACUUGACCUCAGUUUUAACCUGUUAACCAACAACAUUCCAUCAUCAUUGGCCAACUUGAAGUUAGCAGAUUAUAUGUAA
Camelina sativa (false flax) is the source of this 921-nucleotide messenger RNA. The record is from RefSeq and is a predicted model, not a curated record. Lineage: Eukaryota; Viridiplantae; Streptophyta; Magnoliopsida; Brassicales; Brassicaceae.